Molecule: messenger RNA, 597 nt
Organism: Diuraphis noxia (Russian wheat aphid)
Lineage: Eukaryota; Metazoa; Arthropoda; Insecta; Hemiptera; Aphididae
Product: adenylate kinase 7-like
Biological process (GO): nucleobase-containing compound metabolic process
Molecular function (GO): ATP binding; nucleobase-containing compound kinase activity
Source: RefSeq, a predicted model, not a curated record
AUGAUUGAAUCUCCGUACUUACCUCUAACAUUGAAUACUAAUAAAGUUGAAUUACCAGAAAUUGAUCCAAAUUUUGAACGCUUUUUAAAUAUAGUUAUUAAAGAAAUCAAAUUGAAUCAACGACAUUAUGGAAUAUUGGAGAAAAUUACUGAUUUAAGUAAAACGAAUUCAAAAGUGGAAGGAAGUAACAUCGAACAACAAAAAAAUAAAAUAAAACAACUCAAGGAAAAAAUGACAUUGCUAGAAGAUUUUGAAAAGUUGACUGAUUUAGAAUUCACCGAAAGUUUGUCCAACGAAGAAUAUUUAAUAAAAUACGUCACUCCUGCUUUGACAAAGUUGAUAGUUCAAGUUGCAAAAGUGAGACCAAAUAAUCCUGUUGAUUUUUUGGCAUAUAUGGCUCUUAAAGAAAACUCGGAAGGAUUACCCAGCUUUCCAGGUUACUCAAAGAAAGGUGUGAAAAUAAAAAAGAUAUUGGAACAUAUGUUCUCUUUGUAUAAUUACGAYGAAAGUGAUACACUUCAAUCAAAAUCUUUAAUAGACGUUUUGACAGCACAUUAUACGGAUGAUGAAGAUCCUCAAAACAAUGAAGAAGAAUUA